AUGGACGGCAGCGCCAGUGUCAGGAGAGCCCUGUGCGGGACUCUGGUGCCCGCCACCCUCACCGCCGAAGUCGUCAGGUCGGAACCCACCGACGCAGACACCCUCGCGGAAAAGCCACGCAAAAAGGUCCUCAACGAGGAGGAUUACAUUGAGAGUUUGGAGAAAAUCGUCCAGAGAGACUUCUUCCCGGAUGUGACUAAACUGCAGGCUCAGAAGGACUAUCUCGACGCAGAGGAGAGCGGCGACCUAGAGCGCAUGCGAGAAAUCUCCAUCCGCUAUGGGAAGUCCAAAACUACACCCCAGUCCUCGGCGCCAUAUGUGACGCCGGCUAGCUUUGAGACACCAGUGGGCCGAGCAGGUUCCCCGUCCAUUUCCAACAGAGGCGCAGAUGCUGAAAGCGUGGUAGGCGACAAAGGCGAGGAGAAGGAACUUCCAUCACUGGAUCGCUUCCUUGCCAGAAAUACCAGUGAGGACAACUCGUCCUUCGAGCAGAUCAUGGAGCUGGCUGAUGACAAGGAGAAGAUGAAGCACGCGUGGUUGUACGAGGCCGAAGCAGAGUUCAAACAGCGUCACCAGUCAAACCUCGCCCUACCAGAAGCAGAGAAGGCCGCUCUGCAGUGUGUAAAAGCCGGCCUGGAAACGUGGGAAUAUAAAGCCAAGAAUGCCUUGAUGUACUAUCCGGAAGGCGUCCCAGACGAUGAGGUGAUCUUCAAGAAACCUCGCGAGGUAGUUCACAAGAACACGCGCUUCACCGGCGACCCGUUCAGCAAAGCGCUAAACAAGAGCCAGAUUCAGCAAGCAGCUGCACUUAACGCACAGUUCAAACAGGGUAAAGUGGGUCCAGACGGCAAAGAGUUAAUCCCGCACGAUUCUCCCAUGGUCAACGGUUACGGCUUUGAAAGGACGCCUUCUCCUGCCCCUGGUGUGGCCGAAUCACCUCUAAUGACGUGGGGCGAAAUCGAGGGCACGCCAUUCCGUUUGGACGGAUCCGAUACGCCGUACGCCGAGAGGAACCAUGGCCCUUCGUUUAAGAUUCCCGAGCCGGGGAGACGAGAGCGACUAGGUUUGAAGAUGGCCAACGAAGCUGCCGCCAAAAAUCGAGCUAAAAAACAGGAGGCCUUGAGGAAAGUUACUGAGAACCUGGCUAGCCUGACUCCGAAAGGCCUGAGCCCAGCGCUGACGCCAGCGCUGCAGCGACUGGUCAACCGCACGUCCAGCAAGUACACGGACAAAGCUCUUCGGGCCAGCUACACGCCGUCGCCUUCCCACCGUGCCGUCGGCCUAAAGUCGCCCUUCGGCGGUGCGGCCACGCCCUCGGGCACACCCACAUCCGACAAAGCCAAGACGCCGGACGUGUCGUCGCUUACAGACAAUCUGCUACAGCUUCCCAAGAGGCGGAAAGCCUCUGACUUUUUCUAA
This is a messenger RNA of Nerophis lumbriciformis (worm pipefish), 1419 nucleotides long. The record is from RefSeq and is a predicted model, not a curated record. NCBI's taxonomy places the organism in Eukaryota, Metazoa, Chordata, Actinopteri, Syngnathiformes, Syngnathidae.